Annulohypoxylon truncatum is the source of this 1058-nucleotide messenger RNA. Its product is annotated as S-adenosyl-L-methionine-dependent methyltransferase. The record is from RefSeq and is a predicted model, not a curated record. The transcript has a single exon. Bases 130 to 957 code for a protein of 275 amino acids. Gene Ontology annotation, molecular function: S-adenosylmethionine-dependent methyltransferase activity. NCBI's taxonomy places the organism in Eukaryota, Fungi, Ascomycota, Sordariomycetes, Xylariales, Hypoxylaceae.
GCCGCUGACUCCUAAGAGACCGCCUCGACUUGACUGGGAAUAGGGGCUUUAAAAAUGAUUUGAAAUAUUCGAAUUAAUCACAUCUUCACAACCUGAAAAUCUUAUUUCGCCUUUUGAAAACACCUUAAAAUGGCCAAUCCCGAAGAUCCGCCGUUCUCGUGUAUCCGCUACCUGCCCACAACUGAAGCUUAUGAUCGAUGGGCGGCAAUCUACGACACAGAUGGCAAUUUUUUACAAGCACUCGAUACUAUCGAGUUGAAGACAUUGUUUCCGCAAUUCUUACGAUCGAUAUUAUCCCCUAGACCGUGGCGCAUCGUGGAUCUGGGCUGUGGUACGGGCCGCAAUACUACGCUUCUUCUCGCGACCCCAUGUAUAGAGGAAGUGAUUGCGUUAGACUCAAGCAGAGGAAUGCUCGAAGUAGCGAGAUCACGACUGCAUCAGGCACUGCAUCAGGCGGGUGAUGGAGUUAGUACACCGAGUAAAGAACCAGCGAGAGGAGUCCCUCGGCUGCAUAUGGAGGUUUUCGACAUGCUCGCUUCGCCAGUGCCGCCUAAGUCCGCGCAACAGGCCGACGGUGUGAUCUCGACUCUAGUGGUCGAGCACGUGCCACUCCCGACAUUCUUCUCUCAAGUGUCACAGAUUCUGAGGCCGGGUGGCGUGCUCCUGCUAACCAAUAUGCAUGCGCACAUGGGUGGGAUUAGUCAAGCUGGAUUCGUGGACGCUGAGACAGGCGAGAAGAUCAGGCCAACAAGUUAUGCUCAUACGAUCACGGAUGUCGUGACGGAGGCGAGAAGAUGGGGUUUGGAAGUGGUGAAAGCGGGAGAUGAAGAUGAGGCCGGGAUUAAGGAGACCAAGGUCGACGAGAUCAUGAUUGAGACGUUAGGCCCUAGGAGUAGGAAAUGGGUUGGUGUUACAUGCUGGUUCGGAGGCUUGUUUAGAAAGAGGGCAGACCAAUAGAAUAUUAUAUCUCGACUGAAGGCAUCGCUUCCAAAUCUCAAAGAUCAUAUACGAGGGAGCUGACCUCGACGAAUUGAGAUUGCUCUCUCGCCUUCUAUUAU